AAGUUACUUAUCACUGUGAUUAACGUUAGUUUGGUAUUCAGUAAAGUUUAAAAAAAAUGCCCGUGCCCCUCCCGGAAUCCGAUUCGGAAGAUGAACUGCCACCAGCCUGGGAGGAGCGAGCGACAAACGAUGGAUUCGUGUACUACGUAAAUCACCAAACCAAAACAACCCAGUGGACACAUCCAAGAACCGGAAAAAUGAAACGUGUCUCUGGCGAUCUCCCACUCGGCUGGAGCAAACACGUAGAGCAAGGAACGGGAAAGGUGAUUUUCGUCGACGACGCGACCCAGAGGAAAUCUUACACCGAUCCGCGCCUAGCAUUUGCCGUCGAGGAAACUCCCCAAGCAGUGGGAGAAUUGCGACAACGGUUCGAUUGUGGAACGAACGCCCUCCAAGUUCUGCAUGGUCGGGACCUGAGCGGUAAAGUUGCAAUGAUAACUGGAGCCAAUACCGGGAUAGGGUUUGAGACGGCGCGAUCACUGGCGCUGCACGGAUGUGAUGUCAUUUUUGCGUGUCGUAAUGAAUCGGCAACGAAGGAAGCAAUCGAUAAAAUAGUGAUUGAAAAGGAAGCUGCCGGUAAAAGAUGUAAAUUUGUGAAGCUAGAUCUAGCGAGUCUUCGAUCCGUUAGGGAAUGUGCUCAACAAGUGAAGACUCAGUAUAAGCAUUUGGAUUUGCUUAUCUUGAAUGCUGGAGUGUUUGCGUUACCCUACAGUACAACCGAGGACGGCUACGAGACUACAUUCCAAGUGUCGCAUUUGUCACAUUUUUAUCUGACCAAUCUUCUCGCAGAUCUGCUGGACCAUACAACGAGGGUUGUUGUGGUUUCAUCCGAAUCACAUCGGUUCAGUAUGCUACCAAUUGAUUUGUCCGAAAGUGAUCUUUCUCCGCCAGCAAACAAGUAUUGGAGCAUGAUGGCUUACAACAAUGCCAAAUUGUUUAAUGUUCUCUUCGCGUGUGAGUUGGCUAAGCGGUGGAAAAGUCGUGGAAUAUCGGUGUUUGUGUUACAUCCAGGCAAUAUGGUUUCAUCGCAGAUUGCACGCAACUGGUGGUUCUAUAAACUACUGUUUGCAAUUGUGCGGCCGUUUACCAAAUCUUUACAACAAGCCGCGAGUACCACAAUCUAUUGCGCAACAGCUCAAGAACUGAAUGGGUUCACCGGAUUAUACUUCAACAAUUGCUACGUCUGUGAUCCCAGUGGAUCAUCGAAGAGCGAACGUAUGCAGCAAAGCCUAUGGACACUGAGCGAGCAAAUGGUCGGUCGAGCAACGAAAUAAGGUAUGCACGCGUCAAGUUAUGGAUAAUUUUCAAUUUUCUGUUGCUUUGCCUAUUCUAAUAUUCAUAAAAGGUUCAAAGGUGUCCGGUAAUUAUUCAAGAGUUGCUUUUUAUUUUUUCCUAU
Molecule: messenger RNA, 1396 nt
Organism: Ochlerotatus camptorhynchus
Lineage: Eukaryota; Metazoa; Arthropoda; Insecta; Diptera; Culicidae
Product: WW domain-containing oxidoreductase-like
Exons: 1
Coding region: 57-1274 (405 amino acids)
Molecular function (GO): protein binding
Source: RefSeq, a predicted model, not a curated record